Messenger RNA from Coniophora puteana RWD-64-598 SS2, 2955 nucleotides. RefSeq lists its product as uncharacterized. Lineage: Eukaryota; Fungi; Basidiomycota; Agaricomycetes; Boletales; Coniophoraceae. The annotation marks the transcript as partial. The transcript is spliced from 9 exons. The record is from RefSeq and is a predicted model, not a curated record.
GAUUACUUGAGGAUAUGGCGGAAAUACGAGGAAGAACAGCUCCAUGCUCUGCUCGAGAUGGAGCGCCGGCGAAAUGACGUUUGCCCAAGUUGCCGCGUCUCUCCCACAGCCUGGCGGUGUCUGUCGUGUUUCGGCACUCCGGAGGGCUGCAAGGACUGCAUGCACAGCGCCCAUAAGCAACUUCCGUUUCACAAAGUGGAGAGCUGGGAGGGGAGUCAUUGGCGCCGAGCCACUACAGACAGCUUUGGGGUCCAUCUUCAUAUGGGCCAUGACGGCGCUAUGUGCCAGAGCCAGGCUACACCUGCGUAUGAUGAGAUUUGGGUUGAUCAAGACCUCGGCAGCAUCUCGGAUGCAGAUCGAAUUGCUCUCGAAUGUGGUCUGGGGCAAUCAUUCAGUCAUCUUCCUCCACCUGAUUCCGACACUGAUGAAGGCAAAGAGAAAGCGCCAAAGGAGUCAAGAAUCACAGUGGUGGAUGUAACAUCGAUCUACGAAUUCACAGUCGUAUGGUGUGAAUGCCAGCCCGACUACCCUUUCCAUCGACAACUCCUUGACAUGCGUUUAUACCCUGCGUCAUACAAUGUCCCUCAGACAGUUUUCACCUUUGAUGUUCUCGAGGAUUUCACCCUUAGCAACCUGGAGAACAAAGUACCCGCAAAUGCCUACUUUUCUCGCCUCGUUCAUGCGACCAAUUCAGCAUUUCCCGCUUUGGUUCCAGAUCGAUAUCGAGAGUUCCAACGUUGCGCACGUCAAUGGAUGCAUUUGAUGUCUCGGAAGUCCCAUGGGCACGGAUAUGGCCAGCCUGAUCAGGAGAACAUUGCAGGGUCAAUGGCGGAGUUUUGUGCGGCCUGCCCCCAGCCUGGGGUAAACCUGGCUGAAAAUUGGGAAACAAUGAAUGUUCCAGAGUGGUUGCACGCUCGCCAGCUCAUGGUUGAUGGCAACUUCAAGCAACAAAAUUACCGCAUGCGGCGUCCUGAAAAUGACAUUUGCUUGGGAGAUGGUCUCGCCUACACUGUCAACGAGGAUGAUUACCAGAAGUAUCUAUCAGUCUCAAAGGAGAAAAAACAGAGAUCAACAUGUAAUGACCACCGCGCAGUACUUCUCACUAACAAGCGGCGGAGCCAUGUCCAGGUCACCGGCAUUGCGGCUGUUGCAUGUGCACGGCAUGCAUGCUUUGUACCCAAUGCAACCGCUGAUCUACAAUUUGGAGAAAGGCGAGUCCGACUUCAGCAAAUUAAUAUUGACUACGUCAUCGUAAACGCAAUCUGGAUGAUGCUAGUACUUCGGCUUGUCCUCUUCUACGAUAUUGCGUGUCAGUACAUGGUCAAUUUCUUGACACGUGUCCGGGACCACCCUCUUCUGUCGUUACCUGCGGGACUGAAGAUCAUUCCAUCCAUCGGGCUAUUUCACGUGCACGGACACCGGGAAAGUUGCGUCGCACGAUAUUCCCCAACUUUCAUCAAAGGACUAGGUUGGGUCUCUGGAGAGGGAAUUGAAACGGUGUGGCCCGGGCUCAAUGACCUUGCACAGAGCACAAGGUACAUGGCUCCGGGUGGUCGCAGGCAAUUUCUAAAUUUGCACAUGGGCUGGCAUAACAACAAAAAAAAGCAUGGAAUUGUGAAAUACAUCUCUCAGCAAUGGGGCAAGGCCAUAGCGCGGUAUUACAAAGCUCAAGAAGACCUCAGGAAGCUUGAAAAUGUCUGCGAAGAUGCUCUUAUUGCAGGGUGGCAACAGCUACUCAACAAAGCUUACGCCGCCCCUGGCAAUGCCAAAGUGAAGGAUGAGGUGUUCAAUGUCAAAGUUGGGAAACUCCCCUCCCGCGCUGAGAAAGGUCAUGAGAUCACCCAGCGGCAUGGAGCAAAGCGCGAGGACCGCGACAUGGUGCGAUGGGCAAACUUAGGGAUGGACAUAGAGGAAGCUCAAAUUCGGGUCCAGAUUGUUGUUCGGCGAUAUCAGCAACACCGCCGACGUGUGGACUUAUUGACUAUCCAAAAGGAGCAGAGAAAGCUUAGUCAGAAAAUCCAGGAGUUUGAAGAUGGCGCUGUUCUUGAGGAGGAUGUUGACGACCCGCAUGCCACAAAGGACGCCCACCCAACUCCUUUGGGUGAUGUUCAAGAUGAAGCUGACAAUGAUGACGUCAUUCAUGCCGACCUCGAUGAUACCGCUGAACCGGAGAACGUCACCAUCGGCUUGCCAUCAGCAUUCGGUUAUAAGCGCUGUAUGGCCUUGGGACUGUCACGUGUUGUCGACGUCGAGAUGCAGCUGCGUAAAGGCCAGGCCCAUGACGCCCUUCAACACAUUCGGGACCACAUCGGAAAAAAGUCGGUCCUUGCGCGUAAAGCGCUCCGAGAAGUGCGCGGAAGCCAGCGCCAGGAGGGCGCGGUCUGGGACAAGUUUCAUGUCCUCAGCACAAAGAUCAACCUUCAACGUCUCUACUAUAAUCGAGCGCGCACUGCCAUGCAGUCUUUGGCGAAGCACCCUGAAGAGGUCAGCCAGUAUCAGAAGAUGACGCGAGUAGAUCUACAAGCCCAGACUGAGCAACUCAUUCCAGAUGCUCGAGGAAUGCGACAUAAGUCGCUGUCAUGGAUAUGGACCAUUGACAUAGAUGAGGCCCUAGCAGGGAAGGAUCAGAGUCAACUCAUUAAUGCCAUUGCACAAACGCAAUGGUUGAUGGCAAAAUGCAUAGUCGACAGGGCGCAGGAAGAGAUUAUUCUAUUGCGUCAUGAGAUGCAAUGGGUCCCGGCUUCAUUCCAACACGCCGCAGCCAAGUGGAAGUCGCUAGCAGAGACACAGCACGGGAAGCAGGUCGGUCAUCGCUCCUAUGCAAUGAGUCAGCGGGCGGCGAAUAGUCGGCUCCAUGUUAUGGCCGUUGCGGCGUUCAAGGCGCUGCUGAAGAAGCGCCCUCCGCCAAAUGACUUUAACGUAGGAGUGAGUGGGACAGGUGACGUUACAUGGUGA